This is a messenger RNA of Dictyostelium purpureum, 3460 nucleotides long. RefSeq names its product cytosolic regulator of adenylyl cyclase. Gene Ontology annotation, biological process: TORC2 signaling. Gene Ontology annotation, cellular component: TORC2 complex. The coding region runs from base 1 to 3285 and encodes 1094 amino acids. The record is from RefSeq and is a predicted model, not a curated record. NCBI's taxonomy places the organism in Eukaryota, Evosea, Eumycetozoa, Dictyosteliales, Dictyosteliaceae. The transcript has 5 exons.
AUGACAUAUAGUGAUAGUAAUGGCAAGGUAUCACCACCCCAUCCAUCAAAUGCAGAGUUAAAGAAACAACUGUUAGAAUCAUUACAAUGUCUAGAUGAAAAGUCUUUAACCUUAAAAAUUAAAUUGGACCAUAUCAAUAAAAUGGUAGAACUUAAGAAAUUUAUACCAGACUUAUCAAAAAUAGAUUUAAAUGAAUAUACCAUAUUUAAAAAGUAUACCUUUACCUAUUAUUUUAUAAAAUUUACAAAUUUAAGACAAUUUAUUGCACUGCCACCAAAAACAAUUAGAACAGCAGGUUUAAGAGCAAUUAGAUAUUAUUUAAGCAAUUCACAAUCAAUCAAAGAUUUAUUAGAAUUAAAAGUACACUUUUUUAUUACACGUUCAUUAGAACGUGAUAAACACAGUGAAUCAGAAAGAAUUCAAGCAUUAAAGAUUAUUAGAACCAUUAUGGAAAUUGAUUGUUCAUUAAUGCCACAUUGUUUUGUUAAAGCAUUGGUAGCUUUAUCUGAAAAUCAAGAGGAUGGAUUUUGUAGAGUUAGCUUAGAGUGCCUAACUGAAAUUUCAAUUCGUAAUCCACAAAUCUCAUCUCAUUGUGGUGGUAUUAGAACUAUUUUCGAUGCUGUUUUAGAUCCAUUCUAUCAAGGUAUCCAAGAAUCACUUUUAAUUUGUAUAUUAUAUUUAUUAUCUGAUAAAAAUACAAGAUGUUAUAUUAGACCAAAAUCUGAUUUAGAGAUUAUUUUAUCACCAUUAACAAAUUCAUUUAAUAUUGGUAUUAAAGUUAAAGGUGGAAACAAAGAAAAAGAAAAGGAAAAAGAAAAAGAAGAUGAAAUCGCAAUGAAGAGAUGGACUGCUAGCUCAAAAGCUGUUUUAACUUUAAUUAAAAGUUGGAUUGGAUUGAUUUCAUUAACAUCUGAUGAUCAAGGAUUAAAAUCAAUAGUUGAUUCAUUAAGAAUGCCUCAAAUUGAAUUACAGGAAAAAGGUUUAGAUUCAAUUUUUGAAAUUUUUAGAGUACAAUUACCAAAAAGUAUUUCCGAAACAUUUGGACCACAGAAACCAACCCAAACAUUCAAUUUUGGUUCAGAAACACUUCAAGAUUUACCAAGUCGUACAAGAUCAUUAAGACAUAAUUUAUUAAACAACUAUUUAUCAGUACUAUUAAUUGCAUUCAUUAAUAAUGGUCUCAUUGAAGGUUUAGUAUAUUUAGGCAAUUAUGUCAAUAGAGAUGGUAUUGAAUCUGAAAAAGAGCGUUCAAGAAACAUCUCAUUAAAGAGUACUGUUUUAUUAGCAGAGCUAUUACACAUGUCAAAUCAAUUGCUUCCCACCUCACAAUGUGCCAAACUUCAAACCCUUCCAUCAUUAGUUAAUAGUGCAAUCUCAUUUAGAUUAGAUCCACGUUUAAGAUCAUCCUCAAAUACCAUGGUAACAAAUCUUCACAGCUAUUCACACAAUAAAUCAACUACUACUCUUAUGGAUAGCACAUUAGCCAUUGGUUUAACUGGUGCCAACAAGUGGCGUCGUAUUAAAGGUCAGGAUCGUCGUUUAGAUAAAGUUGAUGAUGUCAAAAUGAAAAUGGAUUGGCAUAUGGAUGAAGCACAGUUUCAACAAAAGAUUAAAGAUACUCAAGUAUUGGUAACUAAGGAUUUUCAAAAGUGGAAUUGGGAACUUAUGUUUGAACUUUUAGAAGGUCCAUUAAAUAACCCACAACACUUGGCAGGUACUCUUAAGACCAAAUUCAUUAAAAGAAUGCUUAGUUUCCUUCGUCCAAAUAAAAAACUUUUUUCCACCAUGGCCUGGACUACUGAAAAUCUCAAAUAUGUCCGUACUGCCUGUGUUUGCUUGGAAGUAUUAAUCGCUCAUGAAAUUGGUUUUGAUUUCUUAAAGGAUAAUAAAACCAUCAUACAAAUUGCAGAUAUGUUAAAGCUCGAGUUGGAUUUCUCAACUGGUAAAAUCAAAGAAAAUGAUAAACAAAACAGCAAUCGUCUUUUAAAUCCAGAAAAAGUUUUAAAAACUAUGUCAAGAGAAUAUUUUACCAUGUUGGGUACUCUCAGUAGUAAUUUAUUGGGUUUGGAAAUUUUGGCAAGAAAUAACAUUUUCGAUUACAUCAAGCCAUUAGCAGAAUUACCAGGUCGUGAUGAUUUAUCACAUCUUAUUAUGACCAGUUUAGAUUAUAAUGUUAACGGGGCAUCUAGAACCAUUCUCCAAAAGAUUCUUACUUCAAACAGUCGUGUUGUACGUUAUUUAGCCACCAAAUAUCUUCGUUUCCUUUUAAGAUCUGGUGUACAAGAUUUUUCAAAUUGGGGUAUCGAGCUAUUGGUUCAACAAUUAAAUGAUACUGAUACCAAAGUAUCUGGUCUCUCAUUGAAUGUACUUGAUGAAGCAUGUGACGAUCAAUUAUGUUUAGAGGAAUUAAUCGACUUGAAGCCAAAUCUUUUGAAGCUUGGUAAACAAGGUAAAAGUUUAUUACUUAGAUUCCUUUCAAGUCCAAAAGGUUUGGAAAGUCUUUUACAAAACAACAACUUUGUCGAACAAGAAGAACAACUUUGGAUCAACAGUGAAAAUGCAGCAUAUGUCAUCGCAAUGGAAACUAAAACUGAAAAGGGUUGUCAAAUCAUUAAAAAAUCUGAUAACUUUAAUCGUUUCAUUCAGGUCCUUAAUGAUCCAUCUGCUAAACAAUUAGAUAAAAGAGCAGCAUUAAUUGCAAUUGGUCAUAUUGGUUCAAGCCAAGAUGGUUUUUCAGCUUUCAUUAAACAAGACUCCAACAACUCAAUUAUCAGUCUCUUAAUUGAUAUCUCUGAAAAGUCACCAUGUCUCUCUCUUCGUAGCACUUGUUUCUAUGCAUUGGGUAUGAUCUCUUGUAUCGAAGAAGCACAACCAAUUUUCAACCAAUUCGGUUGGGAAAGUCCUCAAGAUUUAAACUCACGUAUUCUCUUACCAAAAGAUUUUAAAAAGAGUUUAUUCCUCACUGUACCAACAUAUGACUAUUUAGGCUCUUGGGCUGAUCACUCAUUCGAAACUUUACCAGCAAAUUAUUUCAACGAUCCAAUUAAAAAUGAAAUCAUUACUUUUGUAGGUAACCUUUCAUCUCACAUCACUGCUGAAGGUGCUUCUAAAAAUUUAAAACGUUUAAAGGUCAAAUAUCCUGAUCAUUUUGCCUCUGGUGAAAUGUUACAUGCCGUCUUAAAUCUUUUAAAUACCUUUAAAUAUAGAUUAGGUGCAAGAAGAUUUAUUUAUGAUUUAUUCGAUAUUGCAAUUUUUUCAAGUUUAGAACCUUAUCACGAUUUAUAAAUGAAUAAUUUUUUUUCAACUCCAAAUUAAAUAUAAUAAUAAUUACAGCAACAAAAAGCAACACUUCAACAACAAUAAUAAUAAAUAACUUUAUAAUAUUGUAUUUUAUAAAAAACCAAAAAAUAAAAUUCUUUGUAUUUUAAUAUUAAAAAUAAAUAAAUUUUUUCCUUUAAAU